Molecule: messenger RNA, 2148 nt
Organism: Osmia bicornis bicornis
Lineage: Eukaryota; Metazoa; Arthropoda; Insecta; Hymenoptera; Megachilidae
Gene: Lfg
Product: protein lifeguard 1-like
Exons: 7
Coding region: 270-1214 (314 amino acids)
Cellular component (GO): membrane
Source: RefSeq, a predicted model, not a curated record
GCAGAUUCAGUUUGACGGUUGGUGAAGUGGGGGACUGAGACCUCUUCGUACAAUACGCAACAGCACGUAUAGUUUGUGUAAAUAGGCGAAUCUGAUUAAUGAUAUAGUCUGAUUGAAAUAAUUACCAUUUCAAGCAGAUACAAUCAAUUGUUUGUAUAAGGAUCUGAAACAUACUUCUAUAAACAGUGACGCCGGAUUAUAAGUGACAGCGAUGUGACGUUUAAAAUCGUACAUAGAUCGUAAAUAUAGUGUUAAACCAAACUCAAAAGAUGGCAACUUGGCAGAGUACACCUGGUGCAGGAUAUUAUCCAGGGCAACAAGGUUACCCUCAACAAAAUCCUGGGUAUCCUCCUCAGGAACCCUAUAAUCAAGGAUAUCCACCUCCUUACGGUGCAAAUCCACCAGGUCCUGGUUUCAUUCCUCCAGGCGCUCCUCCCUACGGACACGUUCCACCACCUGGUCCAGGAUUUGCUGCAGGACCACAACCAGGCAUGUACGGGACAAACUAUGCAGACGACUCUAUGCCACCCGAAGUCAAAGGGUUUGAAUUCAGUGAAAAAUCCAUCAGAAAUGGAUUUAUUAGAAAAGUAUAUAGCAUACUGAUGUGUCAGCUUCUGAUUACAGUAUCAUUGAUAUCGUUAUUCCUUUAUCAUCGUCCAACGAAAAUGUGGGCAAUGGCUCAUCCAGAAAUGUUCUGGAUUUGUUUUGUAGCAACUUUUGUUCUGAUUAUUUGUAUGGCUUGCUGUACUAGUGUGAGACGAAAAGCUCCUAUGAAUUUCAUAUUUUUGUUUCUUUUUACAAUAGCAGAAGGUUUUCUUUUAGCUGUUGCUGCUUCAACAUACAAUUCUGAAGAGGUAUUACUGGCUGUUGGAAUUACUGCAGCUGUUUGCCUUGCACUGACAUUAUUUGCAUUUCAAACGAAAUUUGAUUUCACUGGUCUCAAUAGUAUUUUAUUUGUUGCACUGAUUAUUUUUAUGCUUUUUGGAAUAAUCGCAAUAAUCUGGAGUAGUAAGAUUAUGACUUUAGUGUAUGCAUCGAUUGGAGCUUUACUGUUCUCUAUUUAUCUAAUUUACGAUACGCAAAUGAUGAUUGGUGGUAAUCACAAGUAUUCGAUUUCUCCGGAAGAGUACAUUUUUGCAGCACUGACUCUUUACAUCGAUGUUAUUAACAUUUUCCUUUAUAUUUUAACCAUUAUUGGCGUCGCACGAGAUUAAGUAGUAUUACACACAAUUUUGUCGUUAAUCUCGAACGCAUAAUGCUUUUACUUACUAUUAUUCUGUUUUGACUCUCUUUGCGCAAAGAGAGAGUACACUACAGAUAAGAAGCAAUUAGAGAUGAGAAAAAAAUGGUAUUGGCAGAAAAAAAGUUAAUUUUUAUGAAAUAUAGCUUUUACACAUUUUUUCAAGAUAUAGUUAACACAAAAAACUGUUUUAAUGUUCGACCUCUAGUCUCGUAAGUCAAAUAAUUUCUAUCAUACUAAAGAGACAUAAGCUAAUCGUUAAUACAGUUAAGAAUGUAAGUGCAAAUAAUAAUAUACAACACAUAAAAAGUUAUAUAUACGUACGUUUAGGUAUUCAUUUCAUUUCUCAAUUGAGGAAAGUAUUAUAUUCAUUUUCUUUUAAUUUACUUAAUGAAAUAAUUUAUUUUCUGAAAAAUAGAUUUACAUUUUGUAAAUUUGUCAUAACAUAAAAAAUAUUACAUAGAUCCAGUAAACCAAUGAUCCAUCUAAUAUGAAUACUAGAAGUGUGUGAGAACCCGAAUAUCAGGAUUCUGAGUCGUGGUUCGGAACGAACUUUGUUUAAUACAGCCAUUCAAUAGUUAUUUGCAAACAUUUCCAAUUCACGCUCAUUACAUAUUGAACAAAGCUUGUUUUGUUACAUGACUCUUGGUUCUGUAUCACGAGGUACUUCAUAAAACCUGACUCUAGUAUCGGGUAUUCGACAUUUUCAAGAUCCCGCACACUUCUAAUGAAUAUAUUUUAGUAAUAUUAAAGUCGGUAUAGUAGAUUUAGUGAUAUAUAAUAUUUGAAUGUUAUUAAAAUUUCAAAUUAUUCUAGACGUAUAUACGCAUUCAUAUUUAUCCGUUAUGUGUGUUGAAAAAAUAUGUUAUUUGAUCAUAUUUCUGUAAUAAAAGAAAUAUUGUAAAAUA